Molecule: messenger RNA, 3030 nt
Organism: Castor canadensis (American beaver)
Lineage: Eukaryota; Metazoa; Chordata; Mammalia; Rodentia; Castoridae
Source: RefSeq, a predicted model, not a curated record
AGCCGCCGCCCGCAGCCCGCGCGGCUCAGAACCCGGUCCUCGCUCCGGUGCACGCAGGUGCCACCUCCUGGACGACGGCAGCGGCGGCGACAGGAGCCGGUGGGCAGCCGUGCGAUGGGGCCCCUCCGAGAAAACAAGAAGGAGCAGCGAGUGCAGCAUCAUGAGAAGGAGAUUUCCCGAAGCCGAAUUCCCCGGUUGAUUCUUCGACCUCAUCUGCCCCAGCAGCAGCACAAGGUAUCCCCAGCCUCUGAGUCUCCCUUCUCAGAGGAAGAGAGCAGAGAGUUCAACCCCAGCAGCUCUGGGCGCUCGGCAAGGACCUUUAGCAGCAACAGCUUCUGCUCAGAUGACACAGGCUGUCCUAGUAGCCAGUCUGUAUCUCCUGUGAAGACACCCUCAGAUACUGGAAACAGCCCCAUUGGCUUUUGUCCUGGAAGCGAUGAAGACUUUACCAAAAAGAAAUGCAAAACUGCAAUGGUUGGAGAGGGAAGCAUCCAAUCAACUCGAUAUAAGAAGGAAUCAAAGGCAGGCCUUGUAAAGCCAGGUAGUGAAGCUGAUUUUAGCUCCUCGAGCAGCACGGGAAGCAUUUCAGCUCCUGAAGUCCACAUGUCUACUGCAGGAAACAAACGAUCCUCUUUUCCACGCAAUCGAGGUACCCAUGGACGGAGUAAUGGAGCUGCGCUGCACAAGUCUGGCAGCAGCCCGCCCACCCCAAGGGAAAAAGACCUGCUGUCCAUGCUGUGUAGGAAUCAGCUGAGCCCUGUUAACAUCCACCCCAGUUACGCCCCUUCUUCUCCAAGUAGCAGCAACUCGGGCUCCUACAAAGGAAGUGACUGCAGCCCAGUCAUGAGGCGAUCUGGAAGGUACAUGUCUUGUGGAGAAAAUCAUGGUGUCAAACCCCCAAAUCCAGAACAGUAUUUGACCCCUCUGCAGCAGAAAGAGGUCACAGUGAGGCACCUGAAGACCAGGCUGAAGGAAUCUGAGCGCCGACUCCAUGAAAGGGAAACUGAAAUUGUGGAGCUCAAAUCUCAGCUGGCCCGAAUGAGGGAAGAUUGGAUUGAAGAAGAGUGCCACAGGGUAGAGGCUCAGUUGGCACUCAAGGAAGCCAGGAAAGAGAUCAAACAGCUCAAACAGGUCAUCGAAACUAUGAGGAGCAGCUUGGCUGAUAAAGACAAAGGCAUUCAGAAAUACUUUGUGGACAUUAACAUCCAAAACAAGAAGCUGGAGUCUCUGCUUCAGAGCAUGGAGAUGGCGCACAAUGGCUCCCUGAGGGAUGAACUAUGUCUAGAAUUCCCAUGUGAUUCCCCAGGGAAAAGCUUACUCCUAAGCACCCCUUUUGGUAAGAUGGCAGAUGGGUUAUCUCUAGAAGAGCAGAUCACAGAGGAAGGGGCCGACAGUGAGCUGCUGAUGGGAGACAGCAUGGCCGACAGCACAGAUUUAUUGGAUGAGGUGGUGACAGCUACCAGCACAGAAUCUGGUGACCAGGAGCUUGUUCAUUCUACCCCCAGAGCAAAAGUCCUCAAGGCCCUCCCUCUGGCAGGGAGUCAAGAGGACAGCAGCAUGGUGGUGGAGCAAGCUGUGCAGACCGACGUGGUGUCAUUCAGCCCUGCUGUCUCGGAGCUCAUUCAGAGUGUGUGCAAGCUCCAGGACCCCUGUCCUUCGAGUUCAGCAUCUCCCGAGGAGUCUGGGGCUGACUUGACAGAGAGUUUUCAAGAGUCCAUCUCUCCGCUAAUGGUUGAUUUAACUCCAAGAAGUCCGAACUCAACCAUCCUUCUAUCUCCUGUGGAGACUCCAUUCAGCAAGGCAGCUAUGGAAGCCCAUGCAAACCGCCUCAUGAGAGAGCUGGAUUUUGCAGCCCACACAGAAGAAAGGUUGGAUGGCAUCAUCCCUCUGUCUCAGGGGAGUGUCACGAGGCAGUACUGGAGCAGCAGUUUCCUGGUAGAUCUUCUGGCUGUCGCUGCUCCUGUGGUGCCCACCAUUCUUUGGGCAUUUAGUACUCAGAGGGGAGGAAUAGAUCCUGUCUAUAACAUUGGAGCCUUGCUCCGGGGCUGUUGCAUGGUUGCCCUACAUUCCCUCCGCCGCACUGCCUUCCAUAUCAAAACCUAAACAGAAGUUGUUACCGUGUGCCAAUUUGUCCUGUGUGGCAUUGUGCCAGGUAGAGAAACAGCAGGUUGAUUUGUGGCAGUCUCUAUUCUGUCGUUUUGCUCCUCGGUAUUUGAUUUGCACUAUAGCUAGUUGAAACCUGUUCACUGUUUAGAACCAGAGGUAUCUUCAAAGGCAUGGAGACCUGGUUCCAGUAAAUGUCCCACCAGUGUGGUAUUAGAAAGCAUGCUCAUGACCGGGCCGCGUCGUCUGAGGUGCCCAUUCUUAUACUAGUGGUUUAGGAAGAGAAAAUGCAAAGUUUGCACUUUGAAGACAGCUUCUCCAAGGCUGGCAUGUUAUCUCCUUGCUUUGCUUUGUGCUGUUUUAAAAUGUAUAAAUUGUUCCAGCAUUCCAAUGGUCUUGUGCAUAGCAGGGGACUGUAACCAAAAAUAAAAAUGUAUUUGUGUAAUUGGUUCAAAGAAGUCUUGAAUAGCUCUUUAGUGUCUUACCUGGAAUUGAUAAGGUUUAAGUGUUUGCAGUUUUUUACUAAAUGUAGCUCCAAAGUCUUAAAUGGGUUUUUGUUCUUCAAACUUAUUAAUUGAUGAAACUGUAUGUAAAUUUAUAAUGUACUAACUUAUUUUCUGCUUAUGAUAUAUAGUGUUUUAUUGGAAAUUGUUUGUAACCACACAUUUCAGCAUGAUGAAAAUAAAGAUUAGUGUUUCCAUUUAAAUAAAUGUUUUAUCCUCCUGUAAAAUAAUUAUGUCUGUGUGUUUGCUUCUAUAUUUGAAAAAACUCAAGGAAUAGCAGCACUUUCUUUUCUUAUUGAUAGGGUUGUAUAAAACUGGAAUUAAGGAAUGUGAAAGAGGGAAAAUAAUUAUUGAAAAAAAGAGAUUUCCUACCUUGACUUCAGAAACAUCAUUCCUGAAAUAAGAAUAGUUUUGAUAUUUACUU